AUGAUAGAGAAAGGCGAAAUAGAGAAUUAUAUAUUGCAAUCAAGACUGGGGUCUGGUGCAUUCGCACAGGUAUUUAGAGCUGUUCACAGAACAAGUGGCAAUGUCGUUGCUAUAAAGAUGAUCGAUGUCUACAGAUUGACCGAACGCAAUUCAAAACUGAAAGAAAAUCUAAACUAUGAGAUAAAGAUAUUGAAAUCUGUUAGUCAUCCAAAUAUUGUUACUUUAUAUGAUGUAUUAGAACCACCACCACCAUCAGAUAGUUAUAUAUAUAUGAUUAUGGAGUGUUGUGAAGGUGGUGACUUUUCGAGUUUUAUUAGAAAACACAAACGAUUGACAGAGGAGAAAGCGUUGUACUUUAUGAGACAGUUGGCGAAUGGAUUGCGAUUCCUCAGAAUGAACGAUAUCAUUCAUCGUGAUUUGAAACCGCAGAACCUGUUGUUGUCGGACAACUCUGAUUUGCCGACGUUGAAGAUAGCGGAUUUCGGAUUUGCCAGGUUCAUCGAUGUACAGUCGCUCUCCGAUACUUUCUGUGGAUCACCACUCUAUAUGGCACCGGAGAUAUUGUACCGUAAGAACUACACUGUGAAGGCCGAUCUCUGGUCGCAACAGCAACAGCAACAGCAACAACAACAACAAAUAUUUCAACAACAAACAUAUCAACAACAACAACAACAACAAUAUACAACAAACAAUAAUAAUAAUAGUAGUAGUAAUAUAAGUAGUGGGAGUGGAAAUAAUAAAUCAAAUUCAGAUAGAAUAUUAUUGAAUAAUCAAUAUGUAUAUAAUCAACAACAGCAACAACAACAACAAGUGGUAUCGACAAAGAAUAAUAAUACAACUUCAUCUUCAUCGAUUGAUUUUGAAAAGGAUUGUGUUAUUUUGGAUGAUGAAGAAGCUAUUAAUGGUGUGGAGCGAUUGGGAAAACGAGCGGUGGCUAUCGCAGAGUUGGGAGAUCUCAGACAGUUUGAACCGAGCGAAUGUAUUCCGCUUUACUUGAAAGCGUUGAUGUUGAUCAAAUCGAAACUUCAACAGAGUGCACAGAAUUUCAGUUUUGGAUCACCGCAUCUCGCGCGAUACAAUCAGCUGAUGGAGAAGUUGCGUGACACCUUCAAAGAGUAUCUCAAUAAGACCGUUCGAUUGUAUACCAACAACCUCGAGAUGAACGCAUCGUUCUCGCCGAACAAACUGAUCUAUGAGAGUGCACUGGAGAUGGGUAGAAACGGUGGUGUCGAAGAGAUGUACAGUGACUACAACAAAGCACUUCAAUAUUACUCCGACGGUAUAUUGCUCUUAGAAUAUCUCUAUUCGAUUGCAAUCGAUAGAGAAGAUCAAGAUAUUUUAAAUAGAUAUAUUAAAUCAUUUAGCGAAAGAAUAAUAACAGUUAAUAGAAAAUGUUUAAACAAAUAA
Messenger RNA from Heterostelium album PN500, 1407 nucleotides. It is a transcript of the gene atg1, whose product is annotated as autophagy protein 1. Gene Ontology annotation, cellular component: autophagosome; cytoplasm. The transcript is spliced from 4 exons. The record is from RefSeq and is a predicted model, not a curated record. Gene Ontology annotation, biological process: protein autophosphorylation; autophagosome organization; autophagy. NCBI's taxonomy places the organism in Eukaryota, Evosea, Eumycetozoa, Acytosteliales, Acytosteliaceae. Gene Ontology annotation, molecular function: ATP binding; protein serine/threonine kinase activity. The coding region runs from base 1 to 1407 and encodes 468 amino acids.